Molecule: messenger RNA, 1320 nt
Organism: Suillus clintonianus
Lineage: Eukaryota; Fungi; Basidiomycota; Agaricomycetes; Boletales; Suillaceae
Exons: 6
Coding region: 1-1320 (439 amino acids)
Molecular function (GO): oxidoreductase activity; FMN binding
Source: RefSeq, a predicted model, not a curated record
AUGUUUGACCCCGUUGAACUGCUCAGCCAACCUGUUACUUUCCCAUUUAGCGGACGAACGGCAAAAAAUAGGUUCUUGAAGAGCGCAAUGUCAGAACGCUUGGCCACUUUCUCAACUUUUGAUCCCUAUGGUCGAGGACAACCAACGGAGGAACUUGUACGACUAUACGAAACCUGGGCAAAGGGAGACAUCGGGAUCAUCGUCACUGGUAACAUACAAAUAAAAAAAGAUCAUCUAGAAGCUACAGGGAAUACUAUCAUCGACAGAGACCUCCCCUCAAAUUAUCUCCAGGAGUGGGCAGAGGUGGCACGAGCCGCCAAAUCACAAGGGAGUCUGGUCAUCGGACAAGUCAACCAUCCAGGGCGUCAGGUUUCAAUUAACAUACAGCCAUAUCCAGAGGCACCAUCUGACGUCGAGCAACCCUCGACUGGAGGCGUUCUCUUCGGGCGACCCACGCCUUUAACAAAGGAAGGCAUCAAGGACAUUGUACAUCGCUUUGCAUACGCAGCCUCCGUCCUGCACAGUGCUGGAUUUGAUGGCAUCCAGCUCCACGUCGCUCACGGCUACCUUCUGUCACAAUUUUUAGCCAGAAGGACAAACACGCGAAAUGAUGAAUAUGGCGGAUCGCUCGUAAAUAGAGCUCAGAUUCUUCUUGAGAUAAUCGCUGCAAUCAGACAAGAGGUCCAAAGCCCAUCUUUCAUCAUUUCGGUCAAACUCAACUCACAGGAUUUCAUUCCCGAGGGGCUCAGUGCCGAGGAAUCGAUAAUGGUUGCCACACUGCUCGAAAGUGCAGGAGUGGACUUCAUUGAAGUCAGUGGUGGGGCGUAUGAGCAAACCACCCGUAGCCCUCGGGAUAAGGUAAUGCUUUUUUUUAUACCUCGUAGCAAUCUAGAAUUGACGCCGAGCGAUUGCAAGCCGUAUACCGUUGAAACCCGAGAAGGGUAUUUCCUCGACUAUGCAGAGCUCCUUAGACCCCAUCUAAACCUCUCGAAAAUAGUCGUCACGGGUGGAUUUCAGACAGCGCAGGGCAUGGCCGAUGCUGUCUCACAAGGAGCCGCGGACAUGAUAGGAUUAGCAAGGCCAUUAACCGCAGAACCGUUUCUAGUCAGAGACAUCCUACGAGGAGAGAAGAAGAAGGCCAAGGGAGACAAAUUUCCAGAAAGUCCGAUGCUCCGAUUCGUAGCAUCUGAAGCGCAGAUUGCUGAGAUUGGAAAUGGUCAGGAUAUCUCUAACUUCGACAAUCAAUUCCACGUUGCUAGAUUCAUCGCCAAAAUGCAGAAGGAAAUUCCUGCUGCUAUAUCGGAAGCACUUUUCUCGUGA